CACUUCUCAAUAUCUCCCCUUACCCUUUCCCCUCAGCACUUAUUAUCUGUUCUUUGUUUUCUGCAAUUGUUCUUCCUCCUCAGAAACCCACCUCUGAAAACCCAAGAAAUUUUCACCAUGGCAAUCACAGAAUCCAAGUUCCAGCAAAACCCACCUCUGAAAACUCCUCUGAAAACCCAAAAGAUUUUUCUUGGAGUCCAAAUCUUCAUGAGGACUGUCACAGUGGCUGCUACAUUGGCUGCAACUUGGUUGAUGGUCACCAACAAGCAGACCAGUCAGAUUAUUGGCAUAGAAUUUGAUGCUCGUUAUUAUUAUUCACCUACCUUCAAGUUCUUUGCUUAUGCAAAUGCUGUUGUGAGUGCCUUCUGCUUGCUCUCCUUGUUCCUCGUUUUUCUUAUCCACCGCAAUGGCUCGAAUCCCGCCAACUACUUCAUCUUGUUCCUGCACGAUUUGGUGAUGCUGUGUUUGUUGAUGGCUGGAUGCUCGGCUGCAACUGCAAUAGGGUACGUGGGACAAUAUGGGAAUAGCCACUCGGGCUGGGCACCAAUUUGUGAUCACUUUGGCAAGUUCUGCAAAAGAGGGACUGAUUCAGUGGUUCUCUGCUACUUGUCUGUCGUUUUCUUGCUCAUGCUCACCAUCAGCUCUGCAGCCAAGUCUGGAAAGAUUUAGGUUUUGAUCCUCUCGUUAAGUUGUUGUAGUAAAAGAAGAAAGAGUUUUUUUUACUUAUUUUUGUUGUAAAAAUAAUGAGUGUGAUGGAGGUGGUGGACCUUUGUGGAAGUUGCACUGUGAUAUCUAAGAAUAUAUUGGGCUAGAGUCGUCCCAAUACAAACUGAGGUCUAAGACGAGAAUUUAACGAGACAUUUCUAAUUUGAGCCCUCGUGUUAUCGAACCCACUCCCCUAACAUGAGUUUACCAAAAGCACUUAGUUCGUGAGUUAGAUCAGUUGGUAAAAGCAAUGUUCAUCACUUUGAACCAAAACUCGAAUUCUCUACUCCAUAAUUCAGAAGCAUAAACAGUUGAACUCACUUUUGGUUGUUAGCUUCUAAGUUUAGGGGAGCUUAUGGAGAGGUCAAAUUCAUUGAUGAUGUCAUUGCUAACUAGGGUCACCAAGCAUUUUCUAGGACCAUGCUAUUCAUACAGCUGCUAGAAACGCCUCCUUUUUGGCUGUAUUAACUCCGAUAGUUCUACAAGUUCUCUGUAAUUGUCGUCCUACAAGUUCAUAUUCCACUAGGUACCCCAGAAUCUAAUUGGCAUAUUGCACAUAAACGACAAUAACAUGGGUGCCGUUCUUAGGAUAGAGGCGAGCUACUAAUCCCACAUCGAGCAAAAGACUUUUUUCAAUAGCCUUUAUAUAGCAUUCACCUGCAAGCAUACUUGUCCCUUCGGGGACAUCCGAUAAAAUUGGAACGAUACAGAGAAGAUUAGCAUGGCCCCUGCGCAAGGAUGACACGCAUAAAUCGAGAAAUGGUCCAAAUUUUU
Molecule: messenger RNA, 1479 nt
Organism: Pyrus x bretschneideri (Chinese white pear)
Lineage: Eukaryota; Viridiplantae; Streptophyta; Magnoliopsida; Rosales; Rosaceae
Product: CASP-like protein 1F2
Exons: 3
Coding region: 118-669 (183 amino acids)
Source: RefSeq, a predicted model, not a curated record